AUGGUAGGACGUGGUAGGGAUCAUAACCGUGAUGUCCUCAACCGCAUCACAGCUGUGCUGGAAACUCUAGUGCAGGAACGUGAUGUGGAGCCGGCAGAGUAUCAGGGACUCAUGGCUUUCCGUAAGAACCACCCGUCGAAGUUCAGUGGGGACUAUGAUCCAGAGGGUGCUAGGUUAUGGUUAGCUGAGACUGAGAAGAUUUUCGAGGCGAUGGGUUGCCUCGAGGAGCAUAAGGUCCCUUAUGCGACGUUCAUGCUCCAAGGAGAAGCUGAGAACUGGUGGAAGUUCGUGAAACCUACAUUAGUAGCACCUGAAGGCGUGAUUCCUUGGAAUGCCUUCAAGGACAAAUUCCUAGGCAACUAUUUUCCACGAGAUCUCAGAAAGCAAAAGGCGAGGGAAUUUUUGGAUUUGAAGCAGGGCAAAUUUAAUGAACUUCUACAGUACUGGCCUCAAUACCAAGAUGCUCGGAACGAAGAGGACUUAUGUGCUCAGUUUGAGAAUGGGCUUCGAUUGGAGAUUCAACAGGCAGUUAGCUGCAGAUUACAGAUUUCAAUCAACUGGUGA
Molecule: messenger RNA, 564 nt
Organism: Glycine soja
Lineage: Eukaryota; Viridiplantae; Streptophyta; Magnoliopsida; Fabales; Fabaceae
Exons: 1
Coding region: 1-564 (187 amino acids)
Source: RefSeq, a predicted model, not a curated record